Oncorhynchus nerka (sockeye salmon) is the source of this 9233-nucleotide messenger RNA. RefSeq lists its product as uncharacterized. Lineage: Eukaryota; Metazoa; Chordata; Actinopteri; Salmoniformes; Salmonidae. Gene Ontology annotation, molecular function: protein binding. Gene Ontology annotation, biological process: regulation of apoptotic process. The transcript is spliced from 19 exons. The coding region runs from base 1936 to 8430 and encodes 2164 amino acids. The record is from RefSeq and is a predicted model, not a curated record.
AUAAGUUUAAUGCAAACUAGCAACUUACCUUGGCUUACUGCAUUUGCAUAACAGGCAGUCUCCUCGUGGAGUGCAACAAGAGGCAGGUGGUUAUAGCGUUGGACUAGUUAACUGUAAGGUUGCAAGAUUGGUUCCCCCGAGCUGACAAGGUUAAACUCUGUCGUUCUGCCCCUGAACAAGGCAGUUAACCCACUGUCCCUAGGCCGUCAUUGAAAAUAAGAAUGUGUUUAUAACUGACUUGCCUAGUUAAAUAAAGGUAUAAAAAAUAUUUUAAAAUCGGUGCCCAAAAAUACCCAUUUCCGAUUGUUAUUGAAAACUUGAUUUUGACCCUAAUUAAUCGGCCAUUCCGAUUAAUCGGUCGACCUCUAAUACAUACAAUGUCUCCAUUCUCUCAAGGCUUAAAGAUCCUUCUGUCUUCAUCUACACUGAUUGAAGUGGUUUUAACAGGUGACAUCAAUACGGGUUCAUAGGUUUCACCUGGAUUCACCUGGUCAGACAAUGUCAUGGAAGAGUAGGUGUUCUUAACCUUUUUGGGAUAGGGGGCAGCAUUUUCACUUUUGGAUGAAUAGCGUGCCCAGAGUGAACUGCCUCUUCCUCUGUCCCAGAUGCUAAUAUCUGCAUAUUAUUAUUAGUAUUGGAUAGAAAACACUCUGAAGUUUCUAAAACUGUUUGAAUGAUGUCUGUGAGUAUAACCAAACUCAUGGCAGGCAAAAACCUGAGAAAAAAAUCCAACCAGGAAGUGGGACAUCUGAGGUUUGUAGUUUUUCAAUUCAGCCCCCAUUGAAGAUACAGUGGGAUAUUAGUUAUGUUUCACUUCCCAAGGCUUCCACUAGAUGUCAACAGUAUUUAGAACCUGUUUUGAGGAUUCUACUCUUAAGGGGCUCAUAAGUGCUGUUUGAGUGAGUGGUCUGGCAGAGUGCCACAGCCUCAGUCUGGCGCGCUCACGUGAAAGGUAGCUACGUUCCACUUCAUUUGCAUAGACAAAGGAAUUGUCCGGUUGGAACAUUAAUGAAGUUGUAUGUUAAAAACAUCCUAAAGAUUGAUUCCAUACUUAGUUUGGCAUGUUUCUACGGGCUGUAACGGAACUUUUUUAACUUUUCGUCCAACGUUCGGCGCGACCUGAACACGCUUUUGGAUUUGUUUACCAAAUGCCCUAACAAAAGAAGAUAUUUGGACAUAACUGAUGGACAUUAUCGAACAAAUCAAACAUUUAUGGUGGAACUGGGAUUCCUGGGAGUGCAUUCUGAUGAAGAUCAUCAAAGGUAAGUGAAUAUUUAAAAUGCUAUUUCUGAGUAAUGUUGACUAUCUUUUUGGCAGCUUUGUUGUCUAAAGGCUGUACUCAGAUUAUUGCAUGGUUUGCUUUCUCCGAAAUCUGACACAGCGGUUGCAUUAAGGAGAAGUUUAUCUAAAGUUCCAUGUAUAAUAGUCGUAUCUUUAUCAAUGUUUAUUAUGAGUAUUUCUGUAAAUUGAUGUGGCUCUCUGCACAAUCACCGCAUGCUUUAGAACUACUGAACGUAACGCGCCAAUGUAAACUCUGAUUUUUUUAUAUAAAUAUGAACUUUAUCAAACAAAACAUACAUGUAUUGUGUAACAUGAAGUCCUAUGAGUGUCAUCUGAUGAAGAUCAUUAAAGGUUAGUGAUUAAUUUUAUCUCUAUUUGUGCUUUUUGUGACUCCUCUCUGGCUGGAAAAAUGGCUGUGUUUUUCUGUGGCUUGGUGGUGACCUAACAUAAUCGUUUGUGGUGCUUUCGCUGUAAAUCCUUUUUGAAAUUAGACACUGUGGCUGGAUUAACAAGGAUUUUCUUUAAAAUGGUGUAAAAUACUUGUAUGCUUGAGGAAUUUUAAUGUAGCUUCAUAACAUUAUGUCUGACACUGUAUUUUACAGGUACGAAGGCAGACAAAGUUUACAGAUAUGAAGCUGUAAGGAAACCCACAACAUGGCAAGCACACAGCAGUCUGCUUUUGAGUAUGUCCAAAAUGGCAGAGCUCUUCUUGAGGGUCACCUCCAGAAACGCUCCUUGGUCGUUGAUGAGUUGCGAAAGAAUAACAUCUUCAGCGAAAAACAAGUUAGAGAAAUUAAAUCCCAUAAAAAGAGGUCUGUCAAAACCAGAAAGAUGCUGGACAUGAUUAUCAAGAAAGGGGAAUAUGCCAGUUAUGAACUGUUAAAAAUAUUGUACAACACAAGGAACCAAACCUUACCAAAAACAAACCCUACCCAGAAUCAACCUCGCCACCCAGAUUUACAUCAAUGGAUCAGCUGCUUUUCGUUUACAGAUGACCCAGAUUUACAGAGUGGCCUCGUCUCUGAAUCAGGGCCUCGUGAGAGGUACAAAAGGCAGCUGCGAACAAAAGCUGUUGAGUUUCUUCACGCAAAAUGGGACCAGCACAUGCAUUUCCUCAAAGACAAGGCAAAAUGCAAACCCUUUACUUACAUUCCUGUCGUUUUGGACACCGACUCGAGUGAGCUGUCCAAAACUAAAAGCAAGUACAAAAAAGCACGCUCUAAGAAACUUAAGACUUACAUUCCAAGAGACAAGGGAAAACUGUCCCCUGGUCACUUACUGGAAAGCAGUGAGAAAAAGAUUCUACUUGUUGGUAAACCUGGCAUUGGAAAGACAACUGUUGUCCAGCAAGUUUUAAAUAUCUGGGCAGAGAAUGAGAAUCCUCAAGAGAGUUAUAUGUUCUACUUUGAUGAGCCUUCGAUGAGAUCAAUGUCUCACUCUUCACAGCCCUCAUCCUUGAGGUCUCUGCUGUUUGAAAGAUACCUUAAACCAGAGGAAGGCACAGAGGAUGUGGUGCUGUGUGAUAUUCAAAAUAAUUCAGAAAAUGUAAUCUUUGUGUUUGAUGGGAUCAUGGAUGUGAUUGGCAACCCCGUGCUAAAUAACAUUUUGGCAAAAGAACUUCUGUGUGAUGCCAAGAUUCUGACCACGUGCAGACCAGAGGCAGAAGACUGCGACUUUUUAUCUGACUGGCCGUCUUACAGAGUGGAGGUCCAAGGAUUCAACAAUGAGUCCAUCCAUGCUUACUUAAAGUGGAUGUUGGGCACUGAGGAUGACUAUGUUUGUAGUGUUGCGAGCAACAACGCACUAUUCAGUCUAUGCCAUGUCCCAAUGUACGCUUUCAUAGUGACUGCUUGUAUUUCAUUUAGUCCCUGUGAGGCUAAAAACCACCCAUGCACCAUAACAGAAAUGUAUGUGUGGAUCUUUCGUCAUUGCAUGAAAAGACAUGGUGACCAAAAUGUUGAGUAUCUGGAUAAGUACAUUCAUGACAAUAUGGGGGACAUCAAGUUUCUAGCUAUAAACUCUUUCCAAGCAUUACUUGCGAAAACCGUAAACUUGACAGAAAUGGAUUGCAAGGACAACAGUGUUCAACAUGCGUUCUUGACGUCCAGUGCAGCAAAGGAAUCGUCAACUGGCCAUUCGUCUGCUUUUCUCCACAACACGAUGCAGGAGUUUUGGGCUGCUCUUUUUCUGUUGAUGACACCUGGAAACAUCACCUCCGUCCUUCAACAGUGUCAGACAGAAGAAGGAAAGUACUUGAAGUACAUUGUGUCCUUCCUCUGUGGACUCUUGUCCAGUGACAUUGCUGAAUUGAUUAACUGUGUAGUGCCAGAGGACCAGAUAAGGGAAAUAUCUGACAUAUACCUUGAGAAAGUCAUAGACACCUUCCUCGGGCCUGCAAUACUACAGGGACAUGAUGAGUCCCAUACCGAGAUGGAUGCUGAUCUCCUCUUCGUUUGCCAGUGCUUGUAUGAGCACCAGUCACCCGAAGCCUGUUCACUCCUUCUACAAAAAGUGGAGUAUGAGCUUGAUCUCAGUGGACAAUAUCUCGAUCCUCAACAGUGCUGUGCUGUGUCAUAUGUGAUCAACCAGUCCACAAACAAGAAUGUCUGUCUGUACCUGAUUGACUGCACUUUCUCUGAUCCAGGAUUGAGGCUGAUUCUGGGCUCUUUGAAAAAUCUUCAAUGUCUCAGAUUGGAUCCCACUACACGAUGUCAGGUGUGGAAAGCUGCUCUUCACUCAGGGAACCCGAGUGACUCUGAAGGCUUGCUAAGACUGUGUGAAUAUGAAAUUCACUUAAGGGUCAUGGAGAAACAGGACCAAAAUGUGUGGGAGAGAGUGGGAGAGGUCCUGAAGCACAAGAGACCAGAGAAGGUCAAACUCUGUCUACAUUUGGUUGACAACUCACUGCAUGCAGCUAAUUCCUUGGGAAAGAGCAUAUUUGACCAUUUGCCAAACGUUGAGGCUAUCAGGUUUGUUGAACCUGUUGAUCUGAGACGAUCAUUAGUGGCAUGGAAAAUGGAGGUGAGGUCAUUCCAGCAGGAUAUCUUUCUGCACGGGGCUCUGUACCAGAUGGAGACAGGACUGAAACGGGUAGAGGACCUGCAAGCAGUGCUUUGUCUGGCUAGCACAUAUUCUUUAGAGGAACAGAGCAAAUUCAUUUUGAGUUUGUACCAACAUAUAGGAAAAUAUGAGAUUGAUGAAGGUGUAGCAGUUCUACCAACAUUGCAGCCAAUUUUCAAGUCAUUUCCUGCAGUCUGGUACAUACACUUUGCUGAUACGAAGGCCUCUGUCCUCCUUGAUGUGAUGAAACUCCAAAACGUGAAGAAACCAGUGGAGCUGUGGUGGUCAAAUGAUGAGUGUGACAUGAGCCUCAUUCAUUGUUUGCCUUAUAUUUCACAGCUAAGGUUCAAUGACUGCAUUCUGAUCCAGUAUGAUGACACUAAAGGAACCAUUGAAGGCCUUUUGAAACUAUUCUGUUUUGCAAAGCAGCGUCAGCUUGAGACAGGAGAGGAGACACUGAGGAUGCUGUCGACAGUAUGCAGCUACUCAAACUUCCCUUUUGCGAGUGAUAACAAAGACGAACAGAGUGAUUUUCUGCUAGAUUUAUACUCCUCUGCAAAGUCGUUUGAACUUGAAUUGGAGGGCCAAAUUCUCCCAUCAUUGUUGACAGUCUUUCAGUCAGCUCAGCCUGCAGCCUGGGUCCUUGACCUCGGUACAGACAAGGCCUCCAUCCUACUUGAGGUGCUGAAACUCCAAACAGAGAAGAAACCAGUUAGACUGAAGGGCUGGCUAGAAACUGAUAAAAGCAAAAUAGAGAGUUUUCUUCGGUGCCUACCAUAUAUUUCACAACUGAGGAUUAUUCCUCAAGAUGAGAGUGAUACAGAGGUGAAGAUGCCUACACUGACUUCUGAGCAACUAAAGAGAUUCUUCCUUUUGCACCUGCUUGAUCAUGGAGAUCUGGACAACACUGAGACAGGACAGAGCUCUGUUGAGGAACUGUUGUCAGUUCUUGGGUUUGCUCAUUCAGACGACUCUCCAGAAAGGUGCUUGUUUCUGUUAGAUCUGUUCUCACAUGGGAAAGACUACGAGACUCAAACAGGCAGAAAAGUUUGUCACGCAUUACUUCCUGUUUAUCAGUCAGCCCCUGCAGUCUGGUCCAUAGACCUCUCGGAGAGAAAGGGCUCUCUAAGCUGUGAUGACCAGUUCCAGCUGUCUCUGUGGGGUGCACUCCCUGUCGGCUCAGAAUGGGAUGCACAGCUAGCCUCCUCACUCCUCCAGGCCCUAGACUACACCAUCACAUUGUCAGGGUGGUUGCCCACUGUAACCUGCAAGGCAGUAGGUGCAGUCCUAGGCCAAUCUGCCCCUGGAGAAAAACUCAACGUCAGUCUCAUCCCAGAUAGUAUCUCAUUACAAGGAGCUGCAUUACUCUUCAAGCAAGUGAAAGAGUUUCACAAACUUAAGGUAAACGAAAUGUCAACAGCAAAGCUGGCCAGAUUGGCAAGGUCAAUGACAUGCCGAAGACCAAUGGUCAUUGAGGAGCUGACUCUUGUCUUGUCUAGGCCAAUUCCAAAAGAAGGGGUGCAGUGUAGAGUGCUCAGUGGUUUAGCUUUACUCCUUAGAGUUUGGACUGUAAGGGUCUUAAAUCUGAUAGACUGUCCAAUCCAGGGUUUCCUUCUCACUACCUUGUUGUGUCAUCAGGGUCCACUCACUAUCAGACUGAGUAAGGAGACUCGGCAGCAGCUGGCUGUUGUGGUGUAUGAGGCUCAGGAUGAGGAACUGACCCAAUGCUUUCUGGAAAAGUCGGGUAGUGAUCUGUCUAACUGUACACUGGACUGGGAUGUGCUUCACUACCUGCUGAAGACCACCACACAACCCAUCACCAUCAACCUCAGGAGGAGCAGAAUCAGAGACCAAUACAUACCUUAUCUCCUCCCUUUGCUGAAGAAUGUUCACUUUCAAAGGACAAGCUCCCAGUUUGAGAGGACAGCUCUGAGAGAAAUACAUGAGCAACGUGCUGGUCACUUGGUGAACAGUUUAGUGAAGUCAUCAGAUGACUGGAUCGACCUGAACAACCUGGUUUUGAACCAUGAUGACUGUGAAGCGCUUCGUUUUGCCCUGCACUACAGUGACGGUGUCAAACUCAACUUGUUGUUGACCAUCAUUCCAAAGGAGGAAAUGGAGAGCAUUCUGACUCUUCUAUACAGAGUUUCUGAGCUCAGGGUCGAAAGGAAACUAUUGCUGGAGCUGCUCCAUACCUGUGCAGGAUUGAGAAGGAGGAGAGGAGUGGCACCUGCACUCCUGACACUGCUGCAUCACAAACUGGACCUCUCCUGCUCCUCUGCCAUGGACCUGUUUGGGCAGGAGAAGACUGUUUUGAGCCUCAGUUUUGGAGACUGUAGGGUAAUCUCCGCGGCCAUCCAGGAAGCUGAUGGUGACACAGAGCUGAUCCUACACGACUGCCAUGUUGAGGAUGAAGGAAUAGAGGAGCUGUUUCAUGUUUUGCACAGGAUUCAUAUGAGCUUUGGAAAACCUCUUCUGCUGCAACUCCUGCACUUGAUAUUUGUGGAAGAUUGCGACAGGUCAGUGAGGCUUGCUUCAUUACUCUCCAGAGCCCUAGAAAAGAAGGUGGACCUCAGUCAUAGCCCUUUAGACUCGAGGGCCUGUUCAACACUUGCCUUGGUUCUAGAACACUCGGAAGGGCUUUCCGAGCUGGACCUCAGUGACUGCCACCUCACUGACACACAACUGGACGUGCUGCUCCCACAUCUGCACAAAGUUCAAGUCCUGAAUCUUUGCAAUAAUGAAAUCACCGACAAAGGUGCUGUGAAACUUAACCUAUACAUGAUCGGCAAUAGCUUCACAGAAACUGUAUGGCUCUCCAGCAACAUGAUUACUGAGUUUGACAUCUUAUUGGCGGACAACCGCUACAAACUGUGGCCAGCUCAUGUGGAGCCUGGGUGGCACGAUCAGCGCGUUACUUCCCUGGGAUCUACCGCUGUGACAAAUGAGACCUCUAAAAAAAAACCCCUCAUUGAAGAAUUUGAUCCUGACAAAACAAUAACAGACAAGAUUACCUACAGGUUCCAGUGUGGGUCUCGUGGCAGGUUUCAGUGCAGAGCUACAGGGCUGGUUUUUGGGAUGAGGGGGGCAGGAAUUGUGGAGUACAGUGUGGUCCACUGGGACAGGGAUAUCCUUGCUAACACCAGCUAUGAGCCUGCAGGCCCCCUGUUUCAAUUCAGGAGUCCAGAGGGACAUAUGUACCAACUACAUCUACCUCACUGCGAGGUUAAGGUGUCUGCAGCUGAGAACCUUCUUGUGGCCCACAUAUGCAGAAAGAACAGGGAAUUCUUAAUACCCAAGGUGACACACUCACACGUGAUUGUAAGCAUUAGUGGGCUUUCAAAUUAUGGAAAAGCUCGUAAAAAACAAUCCAACAGCAACCGUAUCCAAGGACAGGUGCUACUGUUCCUUGAGCCUGAAGCAACUCCAGAAGAGCAACGGCUCUGGGUGUUCCUGCUGCCCCGAGACAUGCCGCCAGACCAGGUGGAAAAUCAGCACAAAGAGUUCACAUUCAUUAAGACCAGCUCAUCCUGUAUGCUGACACCCACAGCCAAAUAUAGUGUGACUUCUGACCUCAAACAAGGCUUUCUUGUUCAACCCAAAAAAUACACUUUGCACAUUGCACAUUGCACAUACCAACACGCCACCUUUGAGGUCUUCUUGAACCGUAGUAUCACAGAACUCAAAAUGAAAAUUCUGGAGACAAAGCUAAAGACGAGGAAACGCUGGAGUCGCCGAGUGAUUCUCAACACACCACGGGGUCUCACCAUGUCUCCUCCCCUACUUUCAUCAGAUAAUGCUGCUAAGAUAAAAAGAUUCAAUGAGCAGCAGUGGAUAAAGAACCUGUGUGACAUACUGAGAGAACUGUCAAAGGACGAAAUUAAGAAGCUUAAGUCAAUGAUGAGGAAUAAGGAACAAAAGCCAAUCCCCAAGAGUGCUCUGGAGGGACGAAAAAGCCCUGAGGAGCUUGCAGAGCUGAUGGUGGAGACCUGGGGGAUGCAUGACUCCAUCAAGGCCACCAAAGAGUUCAUGGAGAGACUGCCACGCAAUGACGAUCGAGUGACCUCCUUGCUGCAGCCAUUCUUGUAGCAUUUUGGCAAAGGGUGGGAGAUGAUGGAAGUGUGGUGGCUACCUGCAAAAAACUAUGGGAGUAUGCUUUUACAAGGUCCAAAACUCAGGGAAAAUCAAAUCCAUUGAAAUUGAUAUAAUGAACAGAGCAUUUAGAGAACAAAUAUAUUGUAUUGCAAUUGUCUUUAAUUUUGUAAACUUUUUGGGGAAAAAAUCAAGUUCAGUUGAACAAUAUAUUUUGAGAUUUUAUGUAUAUUUCUAUAUUUUAAAACUUUUUUUUAAAUCACUGAAAUAUGUACAGUAUGACCAACGACAACUUUGUAGUUCAAUGUAUAUUUAUAUUUGUAAACUUUUUUUUCAACCACCAGAAUAAUAUGUAAAGUAUGACCAAUUACUUUUUCUACCUGUUUGAAUCUUGGUGUUGUCUCAUCCACACAUUCGGAUAAAACCAUGAAUCUAAUCCAUGGCCAAUUAUUGUUCUACCCUUUCACUGUCAUAACGGUACAAAUCUUUGCCGCAAAUCCUAAAACUCGUAUGUAUGAUUAUUGCUAUCCUCAUUUCAUCAGGAAAGACAAAAAUGCCAAAACCCUCAUCAUUAGUGUACUUGCUGUUAUUCCCUCUUAAUAGUCACAGUUUGCAUCACAUAGUAACCAAUUCUUGAUAUUAACCAAUAGCCUACACUGUUGUGCUUGUUUUUUAUUUAUUUUUAUUAAAUGUGCUUUUCUAUGUAAUAAAGAUUAGGGUACACACUGAGCAAUAACCUACAAUAUUGGUAGUCCUAAACCUAAUAUUUAGUUGAUUAAAUACAUGAUUUAGAAUGUAAA